AUGCGAGGAUGCCUGCAAGUGCUCCGAUGGCUGAGCACAUCGAACGCACGGCGCCCGGUGUCCUCAGGACCGCUCCAUGAGAUCUUUUCCAACAGCGAAUUCCGGCGUCCGUUCACAAGCACCAUCCUGCGACAAGCACAAGCUUCCAGGAACGUCUCGGAUCUCGAGAAACGAAUCGCAGACAUCCCCAUCGAACGUUUCCGAAACUUCUGUAUCGUCGCCCACGUCGACCAUGGCAAAAGUACACUGUCGGAUCGACUUCUUGAACUCACCGGCGUGAUCCAACCGGGCUCGAAUAAACAAGUCCUCGAUAAACUAGACGUCGAAAGAGAACGCGGUAUCACCGUAAAAGCUCAAACAUGUACAAUGCUCUACAAUCAUAACGGCGAAGACUAUCUUUUGCAUCUCAUCGAUACACCCGGCCACGUCGAUUUCCGCGCCGAGGUAUCUCGAAGCUACGCCAGUUGCGGGGGAGCUUUAUUGCUUGUCGAUGCCAGUCAGGGCGUACAAGCGCAGACCGUUGCGAAUUUCUAUCUAGCUUUUGCGCAGGGAUUGGAGCUUGUGCCUGUGCUGAAUAAAGUGGAUUUGCCGUCUGCGGAUCCGGAGCGUGCUCUUGAACAGAUGAGGUCGUCAUUUGAGCUUGAUACGGAUAAUGCGAUCAAGGUAUCUGCUAAGACGGGGCUGAAUGUUGCUCAAUUGCUGCCGACUGUGAUUGAGCGGAUACCAGCACCCGUCGGCGACCAUACGAAACCUCUACGAAUGCUACUCGUCGAUUCAUGGUAUUCAACCUAUAAAGGGGUUAUUCUACUGGUACGAGUAUUCGAUGGCGAGAUUCGUGCAGGAGAUCAAGUCGUGUCCUUUGCCACUGGACUGAAAUACUACGUCGGCGAGGUCGGAAUCAUGUAUCCCGAUCAAACUCCUCAAACAACCCUACGAGCAGGCCAAGUCGGCUACAUUUACUUCAAUCCCGGUAUGAAACGCAGUAAAGAAGCUAAGAUCGGAGAUACAUUCACCAAAGUCGGUUUCGAGAAAAAAGUCGAGCCUCUGCCGGGAUUCGAAGAGCCCAAAUCCAUGGUAUUCGUGGCGGCAUAUCCCAGCGAUGCAGAUCAUUUUGAGCAUUUGGAGGACAGCGUCAACCAGUUAGUAUUGAAUGAUCGAAGUAUUACAGUGCAAAAGGAGUCAUCGGAGGCUCUUGGGGCCGGAUUUCGCUUAGGAUUCUUGGGAACGCUGCAUUGCUCUGUCUUUGAGGAUCGACUGAGACAUGAGCACGGUGCUAGUAUUCUUAUUACUCCGCCCACAGUACCUGUCAAAGCCAUAUACAAAGACGGUAAAGAAGUUACAAUCACCAAUCCAGCGCAUUUCCCGGACGAAGAUGAGAUCCGUGCUAAAGUGGCCGAACUUCGUGAGCCAUAUGUGAUGGCUACAUUGACGUUUCCAGAUGAAUAUCUCGGCAAAGUUAUUGAACUCUGUGAGGCGAACCGCGGCAUUCAACACACACUCGAAUAUUUCACAUCCUCCCAGGUCAUUCUCAGAUACGAACUACCAUUGGGCCAGCUAGUCGAAGAUUUUUUCGGCAAACUCAAGGGUUCUACCAAAGGCUAUGCAACCCUUGACUACGAAGAAGCCGAAUGGAAAGUCAGCAACAUCGUCAAGCUUCAGCUACUUGUCAACAAGAAGCCAGUCGACGCCGUAGCACGCAUUGUGCAUUACAGCCAAGCUGAGCGCCUGGGUAAACAAUGGGUCACAAAAUUCAAGGAACAUGUCGACCGACAGAUGUUUGAAAUCAUCAUCCAAGCCGCUGUGGGACGCAAAAUCGUCGCUCGAGAGACCAUCAAGCCGUAUCGUAAAGAUGUGUUGGCUAAGCUACACGCUGCUGAUAUCGGGAGGAAGAAGAAAUUGCUGGAAAAGCAAAAGGAGGGACGAAAGAGACUGAAUGCAGUUGGAAAUGUGGUAAUUGAACAUAGCGCUUUUCAAGCGUUUUUGUCUAAAUGA
This is a messenger RNA of Talaromyces amestolkiae, 1992 nucleotides long. RefSeq lists its product as uncharacterized. Gene Ontology annotation, molecular function: mitochondrial ribosome binding; GTP binding; GTPase activity. Lineage: Eukaryota; Fungi; Ascomycota; Eurotiomycetes; Eurotiales; Trichocomaceae. The record is from RefSeq and is a predicted model, not a curated record. Gene Ontology annotation, biological process: positive regulation of translation. Gene Ontology annotation, cellular component: mitochondrion. The coding region runs from base 1 to 1992 and encodes 663 amino acids. The transcript has 2 exons.